CUGUGACUUCAAUCGACCCAUUCCAGCAAGAACAUGCGAAAACUUUUCUUACAUACCUUUCGUCGAUAUGCUGCAACACUUGCGGAAUUUAACCAGUGUGCCCCUCGUACUUCAAUCACUGCUCACACUGAACAACUGAGAAAUAUGUCGUCUGUGCUGCACAAAUUCGUUUCGUAUCCGGUGGGAGAUUUCGACCGUUUCAUCAGCCCCUUUCUCAAAACCGAAUUGGUCGAGGAGUUGGCCACAUUUGGGGAUUAUUCGCUUCUCUUACGUCGACCUAGUUUAAGUAUAGUGAAGGAUUUACUGCGUAUUCGCGAGCUUCAAACGCAGCCGUCGGGUGACACUUCGGUUUCAGGUGAUCUCAACCUUCAGAGUCACGCGGUUCCUCGGUUUGUUACCUACGGACAACCGGGGACUGGUAUUUCGGUGACCUUGGCGCAAAUUUCACACUUUGCUGCUACAAAUAAUUGGCUCGUCUUUCCCUUUCCGGAUGCUGAGAGAUGGCUGUAUCGAUGUGUUGAUUUGACUCCCAGCAACGAAUAUCACCAGGAUCAGCAUAAGCCGAAUUUAGUCGGUGAUGCUUUUGAUUACCCUAGUAGAUCAGCUAACUGGCUCCAAGGUUUUGUGAAGAUGAAUGAAGGUUUCCUCGAAAAGUAUAAACCUCUAACGACGCGAGAUGUUCACUGGACACGUGUGGAUUCAACACCAGCUGGCACCCCAUGGGCUGAACUCAUCAAAUUCUGUAUCGCAAGGACAAAGUAUUCCACUGACUGCAUCGGGAUUCUUCUGCGUGAGAUGCGUUCCCUGUGUUCCCAGCCAGACGGACCACCUUGUCUAGUCAUAAUCGAUGGCGUGAAUUUUCUUUGGUGCCGUGGGACAUUGUUGAAGGAUAAGGCAUUACAGUGCCGGGUCACUGUGGACCGCCUUGCAAUUGUACACCACCUACGACGUGCUCUUCAAGCUGAUUGGCGACAUGGAGCGAUUUUGACAUCACUGAAUAUCAGAGCUGCCUGGCCAACGGAUCGAGAGAAAUACACCCCUGGGUACGCUCAAUUGCCCGUUUCUCCACUUUCUCAGUUUUCUCAUGAUCUUGCAUGGAAGUUUUAUCAUCCAAAUCUUACCAAGGCCUGCACAGUCACCAUACAUUUCUGCUUCAUGAGUUCCGUUGCUGCGGCAACAGCACGCAGCGGUGCUUUGCACCGCCUUCGCCAGUGGCUCGAGAACACUAAGGUCCGUUUGAGGCCGGUUGAAAUGGGACAGAAUUUCGGCGCAAACUUCGUUAGCAGUGAUCCAGCAACAGGAAUGGCUUUGGUUUCUUUUCAGGAAACCAGCACAGAUGAGCUGAAUGGGAUCAUUUUGAGUGCUAAGUCAGCUCAGAGGCUUUGGUCAUCAGUAACCCCACUGGAGCGCUCCAAGGUUCUGCAUAACGUGGCAACACUGGUUCGGUCGGAAGCUGAAUGGUUGGCCGAAUUGGAAGUAUUGGAUACCGGGAAGCCUAUAUGGGAGGCACGAGCUGAUGUGGAUGCGUGUGCAGACUCCAUCGACCUAUUCGCUGGCUUUAUCCCGACUUUGUCAGGAUCACAUGUUCCGGUGCCACCGAACCCUGGCAGGUUGGUUUCGGUUGAUUUUAAGUGUAUCCUCGCUGUUUCGGACGUCGUCUUUCUCCCCUUUGGAUCCUCUUUCUAUGGUCUUUCCGGCGCAUUAUGCGAGGGUCUUCUGUUCAUGCUUCUAUUCACACGGAGGGAACCGUUUGGAGUGUGCGCUGGUAUUGGAGCAUGGAACUUCCCAUUUCAGAUGGCUGUUUGGAAGUCAGCGCCUGCAAUUGCUGCAGGAAAUGCCAUGGUUUUCAAGCCCUCUCCCCUUACUCCACUGACCGCUUCUCGCUUGGUCGAACUGUAUGUCAAGGGUGGUUGCCCUGAACAUCUUUUCUCCGUGGUUCUUGGCGGGAAUGAAGUUGGGCAGAAAUUGGUCAAUCAUCCUUUUGUUGCAAAGGUCUCUUUCACUGGUAGUGUUGCCGGUGGACGUGCUGUUCUGUCGUCUGCAGCGCACCGUAUCAUUCCGGGUACCGUCGAACUCGGAGGCAAAUCUGCAUUGAUCAUCAUGCCCGAUGCGGAUUUGGACGAGGCGGUGAAUGGGACGUUAAUGGCAAACUUUUACUCUCAGGGUCAAGUAUGCUCAAACGCUGCCCGAGUAUAUGUUCAUAAAACUAUUUUGAAGGAAUUCCAAGCGAAGUUGUUAUCUGCAGUAGAUUCUCUCCGUGUUGAUGACCCCUUCUGUCCAUCCACGUCAAUGGGUGCAAUGAUCACGGCGGAGCACAAGGAAAAGGUUCAGAAAUACAUUCAGAGUGCCAUUGCUGAGGGUGCCACGCUCCUGACUGAUGAUAAACCAGCCAUGUUCCCACCCGAUUCACCGCUUAUCUCGGGACACUUUCUAAGACCGUGUGUAUUGACAAACUGUCGCGAUGACAUGACUGCUGUCAAAGAGGAAAUAUUCGGGCCAGUUUUGACACUUUUGACGUUUGAGAGUGAGGACGAAGUCAUCCAGAGAGUAAACAACAGGUUUGUUCAUCUAUUUUUACGCGUGAUUAACCAUUGUGUAUUUUAGUGAACUCGGUCUGGCAGGUGGAGUGUUCACUCAAAACCUGAGCACAGCACAUAGGAUUGCAGCACUGCUAGAAUGUGGAUCAGUUUACGUGAACAGCUACAACGUAUAUCCACCUGGGAUUCCUUUUGGUGGAUACAAACAGUCUGGGUUUGGCAGAGAAAAUAGUCUGGAUACACUCCAUAGUUAUACACAGCUAAAGGCUGUGUAUGUGGAAGGCGGCAAGUUACCUCAUCCGUUUCCCAGAUAGCCACCAAAUUACAAGUGAUGAUUCGGCUAUGAUCGAGAAAUACCCGCGUCACUUUAUCAACUAUGAUCUGCGAUUCCUUCGGAACGCUAUAUUCGGAUUAUUGAAAUUAUGAUUUUUGUAAAUCUUUCAUUGUCCUUUUUUUAAAAAAAAUUGGUCCUAGAUCCCGGAACGUUCGUCCAUCCAGAUCCGCUGGCAAAAUGUGUGUUUAUCAUAUCAAACACCAAUACAUGAAAAGCUCAUCACAAUGAAAAAAAUCGAAUCAUUCCAAC
Messenger RNA from Opisthorchis viverrini, 3120 nucleotides. RefSeq lists its product as hypothetical. Gene Ontology annotation, molecular function: aminobutyraldehyde dehydrogenase (NAD+) activity; 4-trimethylammoniobutyraldehyde dehydrogenase (NAD+) activity. Lineage: Eukaryota; Metazoa; Platyhelminthes; Trematoda; Opisthorchiida; Opisthorchiidae. The record is from RefSeq and is a predicted model, not a curated record. Bases 34 to 2604 code for a protein of 856 amino acids. The transcript is spliced from 10 exons.